GGACCUGGGCUAUAUGAGGAGGAGGUAGUGCUAGCCCCAGCUGCAGACUCUUUGAGGCUCCAGUCCAGGGUAGCACUAUAACGGUUUUCUGGGUUCGCAGCUCCUUCACAGUCAGUCAGUCAGUAUGUCUUUCUACAGUGUGCGCACAAGCAACUACCCAGGGAGCUUCACCGGCAGCUCCAUUGUCAGCCAGCGGCAGUCAGGCAUGGUCUCCUCAGUUCCCAAGGCCUUCAGCGUUUAUGGGGGAACAGCGAAAGGAGGAACCCGCAUCUCAUCCUCCUCAAUCCGCACCGUCUCCUCUGGCUAUGGGGGUGGUCUUAGUGGUGGCUACGGUGGGGGCUUCAACCUGGCCAGUGCCGUGGAUGCAGACACAGUGCACCUGAAUGAGAAAGCCACCAUGCAGAAUCUCAAUGACCGGCUGGCCAGCUACCUGGACAAGGUGCGCUCCUUGGAGGCAGCCAACUCCAAACUUGAGCUUCAGAUCCGUGAAUUUUAUGAAAAGAAGGGCCCGGCCGCCUCUCGCGACUACAGCGCCUACUGGGACAUCAUCAAUGACCUGAAGGACAAGAUCAAUGCUGCAACCAUCGACAACGCCAAUAUCCUACUCCAGAUUGACAACUCUAAACUGGCUGCAGAUGACUUCAGGACCAAGUACGAGCAUGAGCUCAUGAUGCGCCAGUCAGUAGAGGCUGACAUUGCCAACUUGCGGCGCCUGCUUGACCAGACGACGCUAACCAAGGCUGACCUGGAGAUGCAGAUCGAGGGGCUGCAGGAUGAGCUGGCCUUCCUGAAGAAGAACCAUGAGGAGGAGCUGGCAGCCUUGCGCUCACAGCUGACCGGUACAGUCAACGUAGAGGUGGAUGCUGCACCCCAGCAGGACCUCAACAAAGUGCUGGAGGAGAUUCGCUCCCAGUAUGAGGCCAUCACUGAAAAGCACCGCCGUGACCAAGAAGCCUGGUUCAACGACAAGUCAGCAGCCCUGAACAAGGAGGUUGCCGUCAGCACAGAGACCAUCCAGACUACCAAAACAGAGAUCACAGACUUGAGACGUACCCUACAGGGACUGGAGAUUGAGCUGCAGUCCCAGCUCAGCAUGAAAGCCGCCCUGGAGAACACACUGGCAGACACAGAAGCCCGCUACAGUGCUAUGCUGGCUGGCUAUCAAAAUCAGAUCAACAUGUUGGAGUCAGAGCUGGCACAGGUGAGGGCCAGCAUAGAGCAGCAGGGCCGGGACUACAAGAUGCUUCUGGAUAUCAAGAGCCGGCUGGAACAGGAGAUUGCCACCUACCGCGGCCUCCUGGAGAAAGAGGAGAGCAGGACUCCAGGCACAGGAGGUGGAACAACUACAGUCACCACAACCACAGUUCGCUCUGUCAGCUAGAAUGAGCUCCUGAAACUAGGACAACAGAAGACCUUUUCAGAAGCACACCAUCCCCCCCACCCCCAUCUGCUGCCCUAUCUUACGGAGACAGCUGCCAUUCCAACUGCAGUCUCUCUACAUCAGCUCGGCUUUGCAAACAUUACAUCUUUUCCUGUCAUGUCAUCUUCCCACAGUGUCAAUGUUGAAUGUCUGCCAACCAGAGGAAGCCGUGUUCAUAGUCCUGUACUUUAAUAACCAAUCAUUAAGAUGGGUAUAGUCUAACAUUGAGUUCCUAAUCAGUGGAAAAUGGCAAUAAAACAACAUUUGAAAGAUGACACUUAAGGUGAAUAAAGGAUUAGGUGAAGGUAAAAGGCUACACGAAAAAAUAACUGUGCUGUUCUGCUCUAACAAAAUGCAAAAUCCCUGUUUCUGAAAAUA
Messenger RNA from Megalops cyprinoides (Indo-Pacific tarpon), 1798 nucleotides. It is a transcript of the gene krt94, whose product is annotated as keratin 94. The record is from RefSeq and is a predicted model, not a curated record. Lineage: Eukaryota; Metazoa; Chordata; Actinopteri; Elopiformes; Megalopidae. The coding region runs from base 125 to 1381 and encodes 418 amino acids. The transcript has 8 exons. Gene Ontology annotation, molecular function: structural molecule activity.